AUGAAGGGCUUUAGGCAAAGGGUUCUCUCAAGAGCGAAGGACGGCAACAAGUCAUCUAAGAAGAAAGACUCGACCUCCGGCACCGCUUCCCCUUCGCAAGGCGCCACUGGCUCCCCUGCUGGCUCGGCCAAUCCUACACCGUCCUCGUCACAGACACAGCUUGCAGACGCCCGCAAGAACCAACCUUCCGCGGACGGCCAGCCGAGCAGCGGCUCCCUGCAGCCCGGCCAACAGGGCGCGCCAGGCGCAGCAGGCGGCGCAAUGUUUGGCGGACCUGGAGGCAUGACAGGCGGAGCAGCUGCAGGCGCCGUUGGCGCUGGCACACCUCAUAGAAUGGGACAACCCCUUGUACCCAAUGUCACCAUCAGCCCGAGCGCUCCUCAUAUUCCUCCUCCUGGUGCGGCUGAGACAAUGCCAGGCGACCUCGCUCCUCCCAAAGCCGGCCAGAAGUCGAACGUCUUCGAUCGCCUCCAAGCCACACCCAAAGACAACAUCGAAGGUAUCAGGACGCCAAAGCGACAACACUCGUCCAGAUUUGACAUAUCGGACCAGCGCCAGCGCGAACUGGAGAAGCUGCCAGGAUUCCACGAAGUACCACCGAACAAACGAGAGGAACUCUUUGUGCAAAAGAUCGACCAGUGUAACAUCAUCUUCGACUUCAACGAUGCCAGUGGAGACAUGAAGUCAAAGGAGAUCAAACGCUUGGCGCUGCACGAACUGCUUGAUUACGUCGCCAACAACCGCCAGGUCAUUACCGAGAAAAUGUACCCCCUCGUAGUUCAGAUGUUCGCCAAGAACCUGUUCCGUCCUAUUCCCCCCCCGAUGAAUCCGCAGGGAGAAGCUUUUGACCCUGAAGAAGACGAGCCGGUCUUGGAAGUAGCAUGGCCGCAUAUCCAGGUUGUCUACGAGUUCUUCCUCCGCUUCAUUGAGAGUCAGGACUUCAACACAAACAUUGCCAAAGCCUACAUAGACCAUAGCUUUGUGCUCAACCUUCUUGAGCUAUUCGACUCUGAGGACCCAAGGGAACGCGACUUUCUGAAGACAACUCUCCAUCGAAUUUACGGUAAAUUCCUCAACCUUCGCUCAUACAUUCGGCGCUCCAUCAACAACGUCUUCUUCCAAUUCAUAUACGAGACCGAGAGGUUCAACGGCAUUGCUGAGCUCCUUGAAAUUCUUGGGUCGAUCAUUAACGGUUUCGCUCUGCCACUGAAAGAGGAGCACAAGCUAUUCCUGACUCGUGUGCUGAUUCCUCUGCACAAAGUCAAGAGUUUGAGCAUGUACCACCCGCAGCUAGCGUACUGUAUCGUUCAGUUCUUAGAAAAGGACGCCGCUCUGACAGAAGAGGUCGUACUUGGUCUUCUCCGCUACUGGCCAAAGGUGAACAGCACUAAAGAAGUCAUGUUCCUAAACGAAGUGGAAGAUAUCUUCGAAGUUAUGGAUCCGGCCGAAUUUGCGAAGGUGCAAGAACCGCUGUUUAACCAAUUGGCCAAGUCGGUGGCCAGCCCUCACUUUCAGGUCGCCGAACGCGCGCUGUACUUCUGGAACAACGAGUACUUCUGCAACCUCGUCAGCGACAACGUUGAAGUCAUUCUGCCCAUCAUGUUUGCUCCAUUGUACGAGAACUCGAAGGGCCACUGGAAUAGGACCAUUCAUGGUAUGGUGUAUAACGCCAUGAAGUUAUUCAUGGAAGUCAACCCUCAGCUGUUCGACGACUGUUCACACGACUAUGCCGAAUCCCAGAACAACGCAAGUCAAAGAAAACAGAGCAGGCAGGACCGCUGGGACAAGCUCGCCCAGCUUGCUGAAGCACGUCAGAACGGAACUGCUCCGCCGCACGACUCAGAUCCUCUCAGCCAAGGACGAUUGGAAAACCUUCGGCUGCAAGAUGACGGAGCUGCGAGAGAGAGGCGACCGAAGGAGUAUGAGCGACAGAGCAGCCAGACUUCGCGCCGGCAUCAUGUCGCUCAUGGCGGCCAUCACGCUCAUACUACUGGACGGCGGGCAUCUGUUGGCCGACCUCGCAGCAACAGCCAGUCCAGCGGUAGCACAACAUCGUCGCGCAACGGGGCGCCCCUUGUCCGUACAAAAUCUGGCAAUGCAAUCACGAAAGUCGUCUCGAAUUAG
Ascochyta rabiei is the source of this 2124-nucleotide messenger RNA. RefSeq names its product serine/threonine-protein phosphatase 2A 56 kDa regulatory subunit delta isoform. Gene Ontology annotation, cellular component: protein phosphatase type 2A complex. Gene Ontology annotation, biological process: signal transduction. The transcript has 7 exons. NCBI's taxonomy places the organism in Eukaryota, Fungi, Ascomycota, Dothideomycetes, Pleosporales, Didymellaceae. Gene Ontology annotation, molecular function: protein phosphatase regulator activity. Bases 1 to 2124 code for a protein of 707 amino acids. The record is from RefSeq and is a predicted model, not a curated record.